CACAUUGUACCGGGAAAAAAGAAAUUAGAUAGUUUAAUGGUUCAUCAUAAGUGGAUCAUUGAUUAACGGUUCAUUGGGUCAUUUGUGCAUGUAAAAUAUAAUGCAUGUCAUGAUGGACUAAUUUAAACAAAUUUUUGAAGCAAUAUCAUGAUUAUGGUGAUGUGGUUUUUGUCCGAUCUUUGUUGUAAAUGGUAAACUAAAAAUCAGGAAAUUCGUAGGCUUUGAUAACUAAAAGCACUUCAUCUCCUUCUGUCCUUUUCUAUGGGUAAUCCAUGUGUUUCCACAUUAGCGGUUGAUGUCUUUCUCCAUAUACAUUCAUGUACCUCUUACAACAGUCAACAAAGCCUUACAAUAUCAUUCAGUUAUGUGUCUCUCUCCAUUUACAUCCAUGAACCACAUUGCUGGUUGGUACACCAAAAGCACUUCAUCUAAGCUAUACAGCCUUUCUAGGUGCCAGAAGCAACAGCGGAAUUGAAUUGCUUACAUCUCGAACGGAAGAGUUCUUCCUUGGUUAACUACAAGGCAGAGCCAACGCUACACAUUGGUCUGGCUGGCACAUCGGAUUCCAUGUUAUUCAUUCCUGCUAUGGCAAUACAUCCAUACCAGAAACCUUUGAGGCCAUCCCGUCUAUUUUUGUGAUGCCCAGUACAACCAAAGUUUUCUUGAAACCAAGCUUUAAGUCACAAUCCCUUCAUAAUCAUAUAUACACCUCCAUCCACCCACCAUUAUUUCCACCUCUCAUCAUUUCACCAAUUUGUUUCUUUAAGUGACUAUUCGUCAAAGCUCCAAGCUUUUUUGCUGUCUUACUCUAAAUAGCUCUCCCCAGCUCCUACAAACUCAAACUUUCCCUGCUCUUAAGUUCACUAUGGUUCCUUCUGAGAAAACAAACCUAAGCGAAAAGAAAAAAUCACGAAGAAGAAGAAGAAAUGGGUUGUUGGGUUUUCUCUAAGCCACAUGUAGCAGUUGCUCUAGCCUUGGCUCUCUUGCUCUGCAAUGCUCCUCUUUCUUCCUCCGUUCCAGCGCCUCCUCCUCGAAAUUCUACUGGAGAGGAUGGAGAUGAAUUUAGAAUGACAAAAAAGGACUGGACUGGUGUUCUUCUGGUGUAUGGUCUGCCGAUGGGGAUAGCUUUACUGAUGGGUCUUCUCUUCCAUAUGUGUGAUCUUCUCAAACAUAGAACAUUAGUCACAGUUCAGGUUGUGGUAUCUGCUAGAGGUGGUGACUUUGGAGGAGCACUCCAUGAUGUUGCUGCAAGUGCUUUUCAUUGGACGGAAUCACUAGAAGGAACCAUAAGAAAGCUGGUGGGUGAACAGCAGAACUACAUCUAUGGCUCCACAUCUGUGAAAGUGAGACGUGGGAUAACCUAUCAUGGGCUCAAGCGGCAUUUGGGAGAUUUGGCGAGCAAGGAAAUGAAGAAACUGGAGAUCCAACGUGUCAAACUCGAGAAUGGCCAACUAGUGCCCAAGUUGGGUCUUAAACAGAACAAGGACUACACUCUGGUGACAAUCAUGGUGGCCCUGCAUGGUGCUCACCAACUUCCUUCCGUUGACAGUAGUAGUGAGGAAAUGAAGGAUGUUCUCAACUAUCUGGAUACCAAACUUAAUCAAAUUCUGGUGGCAGAGGUGAUAUGGGGUUAUAAGGAUCCGUUUGCAGCCAUGAGAUUGCUUGUCAGUUGCCCAAAUCUGAAGUCGUUCGUAGCUUAAAACAGGAUGCUGUAGCAUGAUGAUCACUAACUAGUGUUUCUGGUUUUCUGCUAGUAAGAGUAAUUCGUGUUUGAAGGUCAUUUUGAGUGUGGAAGACUGUUGCCAUUUGCAUAUUAGUUUGAGUUCCGUAUGUUACCCAAUAGGAGCCUGACUCUAGUACUACAUCCUUCAAUUAUGUGCUGACUUUUGCGUUGGAUUGUUGGCUACGGAAUCCGCUUGUGUUUUGUAACUUGUUUUCUGCUUCAGUAAGGGUAAACCGUAAACCUUGUGUUUCUAUUCUACAUGGGCCUAGCACAUAUGUUGAGUUCUUCCUUGGAAGCCAACGCUACAAAUUGGUCUGGCUGGAACAUCGGAUUCCAUGUUUUGUUCCUGCUAUGGCAAAUUGGCAAUACAUCCAAACCAGAAACCUUUGAGGCCAUCCUGUCUAUUUUUGGGAUACCCACUACAACCAAAGCUUU
Molecule: messenger RNA, 2158 nt
Organism: Linum trigynum
Lineage: Eukaryota; Viridiplantae; Streptophyta; Magnoliopsida; Malpighiales; Linaceae
Source: the annotation of a GenBank genome assembly